Hydractinia symbiolongicarpus is the source of this 508-nucleotide messenger RNA. Its product is annotated as spondin-1-like. The record is from RefSeq and is a predicted model, not a curated record. Bases 77 to 508 code for a protein of 143 amino acids. The transcript has a single exon. NCBI's taxonomy places the organism in Eukaryota, Metazoa, Cnidaria, Hydrozoa, Anthoathecata, Hydractiniidae.
UGCAGCAUCGGACAAAUAUAUUUUUUCCUUGCUUUAACCUUAAUUAACUUAGUUAAAUGGACGUGUUCAAGCAAGGAUGCACGCUAAAAUAAUUGUCGCGAUUUUAUUUAUUGGGUUACUGCAAACGAAUGCUUGGUGGAGGCGCCGAAGGCGUUGUUACAGACGAGAUUGUCGUGUGUCAAGUUGGAGCUAUUGGAGCUCGUGCUCAGCCUCUUGUGGCUAUUACGGUACACAAUCAAGAUCACGGUAUAAAACACAAUCAGCUAGUUGCGGAGGAACAUGUUACUAUUAUACAUUUCGACAAUCAAGAAACUGCAAUAGAAAAUGCUGUCCCAGAUCAUGUUCGUAUUACUACACUUCGUGGAGUAGUUGUACUGGAUGCGGAACGAAAGGAACUCAGUAUAGAAGACUUCUUGUAAGAAGUAGCGCAUAUUGCGGUGGUACUGCAUGCCCCAGUAUUAGAUACCAACGGAGAACUUGUAACACAGGCAGGUAUGAAUGUAAAUAA